CCCGGGGCUCCCAGGACCUAUCUCUACACCCAGGCUCCUGUCUGUACGGUUCUGCAGCCCGGCUGCCUUAUGUGCACUCCGCAGCUGCACCUGCUGCUGCUGCUGCUGCUGGUGAUCCUGAUGCUUUCUGACGCCGCCCGGCCGCAGCCCUCCUCCAGAGCCCGGGCUCUGCCCACCUCCUGGGGCUUGGGGCCAGUGACGCCCGAAGUGCCAACUGCAGCUCUCCCUGACUGGUCUGAGAGUCCUACUCCCUGGACGCUAUCGCUGCCCGAGAACGCGACCACCGACCCCUCCCCAGCCUUACCCAUCUGUGUCUGUGACUUGACUCCUGGGACCUGCGAUUUAAACUGCUGCUGUGACAAGGACUGCGAUCUUUUCAAUCCCAGAACAGUCUUUUCCUUCUGCCUUCCUGGUAGUGUAAGAUCUUCAAGUUGGGCAUGUGUGGACAACUCUCUUAUCUUCCGGAGCAACUCCCCAUUUCCUUCCAGAGUUUUCACGGACUCCCGUGGAAUUGCACAGUUUUGUGUCCGCAUGAACAACUCAAAAUCAAACUAUUUCCAGAAGCUCCAAACAGUCAAUGCGACCAACUUCCAGGCCCUGGCUGCAGAGUUUGGCGGCCACUCCUUCACUUUGACACCGAAAACCCAAUCGAGAGUACUAUUCUAUAGGGCGGGGGAUCCCAUCCUCAUCUACUACCCGAGCUGGUCUGUAGUGAGCUUACUGAGGCAGCCUGCGGCGGCGGGAGCUGGGGGACUUUGUGCCGAGAGCAACCCUGCAGGUUUCCUAGAGAGUAAAAGCACCACGUGUCCUCGUUUCUUCAAGGACCUAGCCAGUAGCUGCACUUCGGAGCCAGCCCUGGACCCCGCCUCUUACUAUAACUUCAGAGUCUUGAAGGUUCCAAGAGGUAUGACUGAUCUUCAGAAUACGAAGUUCCAGGUUCCUGUAACACUUGCCUCAGAAAUAAGCCCUCCUCUGUUGGCCGGAAAUAUGUGUCAGAAUGUCGUGUCCCAGGUUCUCUACGAGAUCGAGACCAAUGGGACCUUCGGGAUCCAGAAAGUCUCUGUCAGCUUCAGACAGACCAACCUGACCGUCAGGCCAGGGGCUUCCAUGCAGCAGGGCUUCAUCGUUCGCUUCAGGGCAUUUCAACAGAGAAAGGCUGCUCUUCCUGCUACUCCGAGAAGUGGGAAUCCUGGCUACCUCAUUGGGAAGCCACUCUUGGUGCUAACUGGUGACUUAGGUCACUCUAUGACCCUGUUGCAGAGUGAGGGUAAUGGGCUUUGUUCUGUGAAGAGACACAAAGUACAGUUUGGAGUGAACGCAUUAUCCGGGUGCCAGUUAAGACCCAAAGAGGUGACCUGCAGCCACUUGCAGAAGGAGAUAUACGAGACUCUUCAUGGAAGGCCCAGACCAGAACUUGUUGCCAUCUUUGGUAAUGCUGACCCAGCCCAGAGAGGAGGGUGGACCAGGAUCUUCAGCAGGAACUGCAGCAUUUCAACAGUAAACUGCACGUCCUGCUGUUUGAUCCCAGUGUCCCUGGAGAUCCAGGUGUUGUGGGCGCAUAUAGGACUUCAGUCCAACCCUCAGGCUCAUGUGGCAGGAGCCCGAUUCCUGUACCAGUGCGAGUCUGUACAGGAGCACCAGAGAGGAGCAGAAGUGUCUUUGACGACUCUUGUGAACUUUGUGGACAUUACUCAGAAGCCAGAGCCCCCAAGGGACCAACCUAGAACAGACUGGAAACUGCCAUUUGAUUUCUUCUUUCCCUUCAAAGCAGCACUCAGCAGUGGGGCCAGUGUUCAGAAAGACUCAGCCUCUCCCGUCCCCAUCCUGUGUGUCUUUCUACUUGGACUUCUCAACUCACAGGCCUAGUGAAGAAAGAAAAUAAUCAGGUUUCAUUUUUCCCUAUGGGAAACUAAAGACAGCCUACUUAUCUUGGCUAAACAGGUCCUCGCUUACUCGUGAUGACAGGAGGGAAUUUAGGAAAACAGAACCUAACAAAAGGAUGUUUUUUUCCUUCCUUUUUCUCAUUAUGUAGCCUUGGAUGGCCCAGAACUCCAAAUGUAGACCAGGCUGGCCUCAGACGCGGAGAUUUCCCCUUGCCUACCUCCGAAGUGCUAGGAUUAAAGGCAAGUGCCAUCCCGCCCAGCCAGGAAUCUUUAUAAAUUGAAGAUAGUACUCUAGAACAGCAAUGGCAAUAUUCCAUCAUCAUAGCUCUCCUCUUGGGGCUCCUCGGACCUCCAGGUACACACUGGGUUCUCUGCUUCUAAUGCCGGCCAAGGGCCUCCAUCUCUUCACGUUGCAUUUUUCCUCUCUAAUAAAUGUUUGCAGGAUCUGUCACUCACAGGCACAUGCUCCUGCCAUCACCCAGAGUGAACUCAGAGCGGCUGGCCCUGCAUUAGUGCUGACAACUCAAGCCCGGAAACUGCUGGCUCUGUAUUUUGUCUGGCUCUUUUGCCAGAGUAUAGCCACACCCUUUGCCCAGACCUGAGUCAGGAAAGUAGUUCUUUCUGCUCAUUUUCUAAAGUGAAUGGUGUCCCAUCUCCCUUUCUCAUUAGCAAAUGACCCACCAGUCCUUUCUGUCCCUACUUUGUGGUGUGGGCUACUCGAAGUGACUGAGACCUCUCUUGUGUUAAGUCCAGUAGCAAGGCAGAAGUUGACACCCGUGAUACACACCCCGAGUAUUUUUACGGGUAUAAGGUUUAAAGGGUAGUGGGGGGGGGGGCUCAUAAACUAUACAGUAGUAUUUGAAUCAGGUGACUUGGCUUCUUUUCUUGGGAAAUACUCUCCUUUAGUCCAAUUUUAUGCCCGUGACUUCUGUUUGAAGUCUGUUUCUUUAAGGAAAAGGCUUUGGUAGCUCACACAGAAAUGGAGUACACAGAGACUUCUUGAGCCAAGUUCUUCUUGAAUGGAAACAGAAUAGUUGAGAAUUACAGUAGAAAACUUAAAACUUAAAGACUCAUGCUGUCCUUUUAAUUAAGGCAAGGUUUUGAUGGAAGAAAUGACAUUAAGUCUAAUUAUUUUAAACAUCAAGCUUUGGAAUGAGACAAUGAAUAUUAAGAGUUAAGAUGCAAAAGAAUAGCUCCAGUGAAGCCGUGUGAAACGUGCACUUCUCAGGCACCACCCCUCUGGGCGACGUGUGCCGCUGGAGCCAGACAGUCAAUGUGGCUUACAUUCUUGCUGUGUGAGCUUCAUAAUCAGGUUGGCACAUAGAUCAGAAAUCCGCUGGCCCAGGAAAGUGAAUGGGAGGGGGAGGGACCUGAGAACCUGGGACAACCUGAGGGGACGCCCAGGCAUUUCUGUGGAUUAAAGUGACCACAGGAAAAAAUGGAUUAAAGAGCGAUGGGAGUUCUCAUUCUUUAACUUUUUUUUUAAAGAUGUAUUCAUUUAUUUAUUAUAUGUAAGUACACUGUAUCUAUCUUCAGACACACCAGAAGAGGGCAUCAGAUCUCAUUACAGAUGGUUGUGAGCCACCAUGUGGUUGCUGGGAUUUGAACUCAGGACCUUCGGAAGAGCAGUCAGUGCUCUUAACCACUGAACCAUCUCUCCAGCGAUGGGAGUUCUCUUUGUGGGAAUUUGGAAGCCAGGCAGAGAGGGUUGCAAGUUAUCAGUGCUCUGAAACCCAAAUUGUUUGUUUGUUUUGCUUUUUGAGACAGAGUUUCUCUGUGUAGCCCUGGCUGUCCUGGAACUUCAUUUGUAGAACAGGCUGGCCUUGAACUUAUGGAGAUCUGCUUGCCUCUACCUCCCAAAUAUUGGGAUUAAAAGCAUGUACCACCACCACCCAGCUCUCAAACUGCCUUUUAAUGAAACAGUCACAAUCCUGCCUCAGGAGCAGAAGGAAAUGCUGGCGGAUGUAUACCGUCUCCAGCAGCUUUGCCCUUUUGUUCCUUUCCAGAGUCCCUAGCAAGCAGCCAGUUUCUCUGAAAAGGGCAAAGUUCUUGCAUCAGUUCCUGCCAAGCCAGAAGCUCUCCUGCACAGGGCCAUCAGGAUCACAGGAAGCUGGCAGCACAGUCCUCAACAGAGUCUGUUACACACACAGAUGCUGUCUAGCUAAGCAGCCUUGGCUCCCAGUCCCAGUCACUCUGGCCACUAGGUGACAGGAGACAUAGGGCCUUCAAGUUUGGACUUAGCGGCUAAUAACCCUGUGAGACAAUAUAUCCUAAGUUGCAGGCUAGCUGACACCCAGUCCACUUGGAGCCAACUACAAGCUCUUUUCUACAAGCUCUUUCCAGAGUCUGUCGCUUUCCUUCUGUUCUCCUUUGUGCAGACACUUACUCCCACUGAGGCUAUGAAACUAUUCUGUCUUUAAAUUUUCUGUCUAAAAUGCAGCCCUCUAAAAUCUUCUUUUAGAAGUAUUUUGUUUGUGUGUCUGAGGUUUGUUGUUGUUUAUUGCUUACUCGUACAUCUCUGUGUGAUGGUUGUGAACCACUAUUGGGAGCUGGGAUUGAACCUGGGCCCUCUAUAAGACAAGUGCUUUUGUUGUUGUUUUCUUUUCUUUUCUUUUCUUUUCUUUUCUUUUCUUUUCUUUUCUUUUCUUUUCUUUUCUUUUAUUUUAUUUUAUUUUAUUUUAUUUUAUUUUGAGACAGGGUUUCUCUGUAUAGCCCUAGCUGUCCUAGAACUCACUCUGUAGACCAGGCUGGCCUCGAACUCAGAAACCCUCCUGCCUCUGCCUCCCAAGUGCUGGGAUUAAAGGCAUGUUCCACCACUGCUCAGCUAAGAACAAGUGCUCUUAACCACUGAGCUAUCUCUCCAGUCCCUAAAAGACAGCUUUUUAAAGUGCACACAAUUUAGCACUGAGGAAAUGGUUUUAUUGGUAAAGUGUUUGCCAUUCAAAUAUAGAGACAGGUACCUAGAUUCCCAGAAUUCAGCGUGUGUGUGUGUGUAUGUGUGUGUGUGUGUGUAUGUGUGUGUCCAUACAUGUAUGCAUACAUGAGUGCAGGUACCAGCAGAGGCCAGAAGAGGGUGUUUGAUCCCCUGGAGCUGGGUGGAUGUGAACUUCUAACAUGGGUGUUGGGAACUGGACUUGGGUUCUCUGGAAGAAUAGCAAGUGCUCUUAUGCACUGAGCCAUCUCUCCAGCCCCCUCAGGACCUAUUUGUAAAUGAUAAAAACAAACUACAAAAUA
Molecule: messenger RNA, 5117 nt
Organism: Apodemus sylvaticus (European woodmouse)
Lineage: Eukaryota; Metazoa; Chordata; Mammalia; Rodentia; Muridae
Gene: Tctn3
Product: tectonic family member 3
Exons: 14
Coding region: 70-1866 (598 amino acids)
Biological process (GO): cilium assembly; smoothened signaling pathway
Source: RefSeq, a predicted model, not a curated record